AUGAAAUAACGGACAGAGCUCGUUUUUUCUCUUCGUGUUCUUUUAGUCAUGAAUUUAGAUCCUCGAACUUUGAGGCUCACAACCUCGCGAAGCAUGCAUUAAUGUUGGGGACCGGCCGCCAUGUCUGGUUAGGCCACCCCGGCGAUCUUUUGUUCAUCCCUGUAAACAUUGUGACGGUUGAAUAAAAGUUUCGCGAGUUUGUCUUAAAAAAAAGCCACAGUAUAUAUAAUUAAUACUCGUAAAAGAAAUAUUUGUCUUUGACCCUGCCUCUUUCCCCAAUCCCCACACUCACCACCAAUCGAGCCAAGGAACUGGCUCCGCUCCUCGCACCCACCCAGGCCGCCGCAAAUCCAGCAACCCCCCACCCCCCACCCCAUAUGCCCCCGCCAUGGCAGCCCUCGACCUACGCCGCCGGCACGACAGUGGCAGCAUCCCCCUGCCGCUCCUCCUCACCGGCCGGAUUUCACGCAUCCCCUGAUUCGGAUCCCCUUUCUUUCCUUUCAGAUGAAGAGAAGACCAUUGGAGAUACUUCCACAGCUGCCCCUCCUAUCUCCCUCGAUGAUGAGUUUCCGAAGGCCGCAGCUAUGGGACCUUAUGCAAGUUCAGGCUGGUCAGACCUCCCCAUCGACCUCCUGAUCCGGAUAGUGCAUCUCCUUGAGCUCCCGGAGGCCCUUGCCUUCCGCGCUGUCUGCCCGUCUUGGUGUUCUGCAUCUGCGGCCGCAGGCGCUGCCCCACCUCGCCGCACGCCGUGGCUCAUGUCCUUGGCGGACGAUCCUCUUUCGGUAGGGGAUCAGCAUCGGCGUGUACGUCGUGGGUUAUGGGAUCCUGCUGCUACUACUGAGCUCCGCAACCUACUGGAUCCUGAUAGAACUUUUCAGGUCAGCUUUCCCAGGGGGCAGGCUGUGGCCUGCUGCGGCGCCUCCCAUGGCUGGUUAAUCAUGGCAAAUGAGUUCUCGGAUCUCGUCCUAUAUAACCCCUUCACCGCGGCGUUGAUCCCGCUCCCCCCAAUCACCGGUUUUGCGUCGUGCAUCGAGGGGGUCUACGGAGAUGAAGGGAAGAUCGUGGGCUAUCGUUACGGGUGUUACAUGACGGAACAUGUUCAUGGUGUGCAGUCUCCCGGCAGGUGUUUCUACGACAAGGUUGUGCUGUCCGGUCCUCCGUCCACUUGUCGUGCCGUCGCUCUGGUCAUCCACCUGGACGGCAAGAGGCUAUCUUUUGCGAGGAUAGGAGACAGCCAUUGGCAACAAGUUUCAGUGAUCCAAAGAAGCGGGGAUAGCUUUGCAGAUUGUAUCUACCACCGCGGAAGGUUCUAUGCGGUGACAAUGGAAGGGAUAUUGAAGUCAUGGGACCUUGGUGGACUAGACAAACCGAGGAAGAAGACGGUCAUUGCCGGGGACGAUAACGACAUGUUCGACGACCCAGUUAUCACUAGGUACUUGCUUUCGACACCUUGGGGUCAUCUCCUGCAGGUGCGUGUCUUUCUUGACACGCUCCGUGGAAACAACGUCAGGAUUGAAAUAGACAGGUUGGACCUCAAGAGUCAGACAAGGGUAGCACUGAGCUCAGGGAAGGCCCUACGGGGACAUGCGGCAUUCGUCGGGCAGAAUAGCCCAGGCAUUUUAUCAACCAAAGAAUUCCCUGACCUAAAACCAGAUUGUAUAUAUUUCACAACUCCCCGCCUCAGAAAGCGCCGCCCUUUUGAGAAUCGCCAUAACCAAUGGAGCGGCGUUAAGGUCUAUGACCUGAAAAAACGGACGCUUGAGGCCGCUUUUCCGUCAGGUGGAGGUCAUUAUGGGACCAUCUGUCCAUUGGAAGUCUGGUUCACGCCCAGUCUAGUCUUAUAACCAUGCUGCAACUUGGUGGAAAUCUGCCUUGAGUUGAUGGGAAUCCCCUUCUUUCCGAAAUGAUGCAGAUAGAACCACGAUCUGAAUAUUCCAUGGUGAGUGCACGGGCACGGAAGGAAGGUACGGUGGACCAUAGCCAUCCUGCACCGCUGCCACCGAGUGUGUCGCUCCUUGAUCCACUUCAGUGCUCCAAAGCUACAACCUGCCUACGAGGUUUCGUCUUGGAUAGUAGUUCACAUAUGAUGCUGCAGAGUCCUUCAGGGAAGAAACAGAGUACUAUCGUAUCUGUUGGCUGCUUCCGCUUAGCUUCAGAUGGAACAUAUCAGCCAGGGACAUCCAGGGUGGGUUGCGAGCAUAACGCCAACACUCUUGGUUGAAGGUAGAUGAGGCUGUAGUGAUUUGUUUCCAGAAAGAUGAGGAGUCUCCGUCAAUGAAGCUAUGGUUUACCAUCAUAGCCUAGUCUUGGUUAUAUGGUAAGGAUUUGAAAGCAAAUGGUUAGAAAUGCCUCUCUAAAACUGCUGAACUAUAUCCCAAAAGGUCUUUUGUAUGGCAUACCCAUUAUCUAAAUCUGGGCACUGUGUCGUUGUCUUUAGUCGCAGAACUUUAAAUCUUUGUCGUGUCCGGCUGACCCGGUAUCUAAAUUUGGGCACCGAGCCAUAGUGUUUGAAUCCUUGAACCUUCCAUAAUUUUGUAAUGUGUUCUAUGUUGCAAACAUCCGAGAAUAAUGACAUGAAAAAUAAAUGCUCCUGCUUGU
Triticum urartu is the source of this 2598-nucleotide messenger RNA. Lineage: Eukaryota; Viridiplantae; Streptophyta; Magnoliopsida; Poales; Poaceae. The record is from RefSeq and is a predicted model, not a curated record.